Sesamum indicum (sesame) is the source of this 974-nucleotide messenger RNA. RefSeq names its product putative expansin-B2. The record is from RefSeq and is a predicted model, not a curated record. Gene Ontology annotation, biological process: sexual reproduction. NCBI's taxonomy places the organism in Eukaryota, Viridiplantae, Streptophyta, Magnoliopsida, Lamiales, Pedaliaceae. Gene Ontology annotation, cellular component: extracellular region.
UACACUUCUCUUUUCUUUUCUUGUCUUAUCACAACUUUUCGUUUGUUGCAAUAGUUGAGCAAGAUGUUUGCUCGCGUUUUUCAGCCUUUAACUUUAUCAAUUGUUGCAGUUGUUUUGUUGCUCCAAACUAAUAAUUGUGUGAGUACGUAUCCAAGUACUUUUUCAGAUGCGGUGGCGACAUGGUAUGGGAGCCCCACGGGGUAUGGAAGCGGGGGUGGUUGUGGAUUUGAAAAUGAUGUGGGGAAUGCUCCGUACAAUGGGAUGAUAGCAGCAGGAAAUAAUAAUAUAUUCAAAUCAGGAAAGGGUUGCGGAGCUUGUUAUCAGGUGAAAUGCACAGAUCAUUCAUUGUGCUCAGGCUCUCCAAUUACUAUAACAAUCACAGAUGAGUGUCCUGGCGCCUGCAACAAUGAAGCUUUUCACUUCGACUUAAGUGGAAAAGCUUUUGGAUCUUUAGCCAAGCCUGGCCAUGCUGACGCGUUGCGUAAAGCUGGGAAAGUAAAUAUAAAAUAUAAAAGGGUACAAUGCAACUACAACGGAGGCAUGACGUUCAAGAUCGACGCAGGUUCCAACCCCAACUACCUAGCUUUUGCAAUUGAGCAUGUACAUGGAGAUGGCGACAUUGCUGCAGUUGAAAUAUUGGCCUCAAACUCAAAGGAGUGGAUGGCCAUGCAACCCUCUUGGGGUGCGACAUGGAAAGUAGGGCUGCCCGUUGAGGUAAAAGGCCCUUUUUCUGUGAGGGUAACUACUAUUCAGUCAGGAAGAAAGGUUGUCGCACAUCAAGCAAUUCCGGCUAAUUGGUCGCCUGGACAACACUAUCUUUCACACACUAAAUAAGAGUUUAUUUGUCGGAGUCUUUGAAAAAUACUUGUCGACUUUUGGGUGUUUGAAUCAAAGCUAUGUCAUGAUUUUCAGCUAUUUUACCUUUUUGUAUAUAAUAAUGAUUUUUGUACAUAAAGUUUAAAGUAUCAUUUGUU